Molecule: messenger RNA, 354 nt
Organism: Leptosia nina
Lineage: Eukaryota; Metazoa; Arthropoda; Insecta; Lepidoptera; Pieridae
Source: the annotation of a GenBank genome assembly
AUGUCUGAAUGCAACUUUUCAUCGUCUGAUUUGGACGAUUCCUUUAAAACCGUCACCGGUAAGCGCAAGAAGAAGCGCUCCGCCCCUCAGGCCCAUCAGGCCUCUCCGCCCGCGAAGCGCAUUCCAACGCCCGUCGCGCCCUCUUCCGGCCCCAUGCCACUUAUGUCGCUCGUUAUCGAGCCCCCGUCCCCUUCGGUGGAGCCUCCGACUCCAUCCGUUGCGUCCCAGCGGGGAUCAAAGCCCCCGCCCCCCGUCAUUAUCCACGAUAAGGCCGUGUGGACUUCGGUCUCCGGCCAGAUGGCUCAGAGAAAAAUAACUUUUACGCAGGCCCGCAAUAGCAAUAGCAGGACUUAA